CAUUGUACUUCCGCCGGCAAAUGUUACAAUGUUGUUGAUGGCAACGAAAUUACACUGAAAUUAGGUUUAUGCGUGUUUGCACAUGGUUUGGCAGUUGGAAUUUGGUUACAAAUUAGUCUGUGAAUAGGACAUAGAAGACAACCAACAUGGAGGUUAUAAAAGACAAAUAUUAUGAAUGGAACAAAUUUUAUGAGUGGGCAGUAGAAAAUUCAGAUCCCCGAGUGAAGGACUGGUUUUUAAUGCAGAGUUAUACACCUACUCUGGUAAUAACCAUACUGUAUGUGAUGCUGGUCUAUGCCGGGAAAUGGUGGAUGACAAACAGAGAACCAUACAAACUUAGAGGGGCUGUGUUCAUCUACAAUAUAGCUUUAGUGAUACUCAACUUUUAUAUAUUUUAUCAAAUUGUUGUGUACACAUACAAGGCAGGAUACAGUUUUAUAUGUCAACCUGUUACCUACAGCUAUGAUGAAAAUGAAGUCAAUAUAGCAAAGGCAUUAUGGUGGUUUUAUUUUUCUAAGUGUAUAGAAAUGAUGGACACUUUUUUCUUUGUGUUAAAAAAGAAGAACAACCAAAUCAGCUUUUUGCAUGUGUAUCACCACGCCACAAUGUUCCCACUCUGGUGGAUAGGAAUUAAAUGGGUAGCAGGGGGGCAAUCUUUCUUUGGUGCCACGGUGAACUCUCUUAUUCACGUCAUUAUGUACACGUAUUACGGAAUCUCGGCUCUGGGACCUCAGUAUCAGAAGUACCUCUGGUGGAAGCGAUACCUCACCAUGCUACAACUGAUUCAGUUCGUGACAGGAAUUAUUCAUGCAGCUCAAAGCCUUUAUUUCAAGUGUGAUUUCCCCGAGUGGAUGCACUGGGCUCUGGUUUUCUAUGCGCUCACUAUUUUACUUCUGUUUUUGAAUUUCUACUUCCAUGCCUAUGUGAAAUCCAUGAAGCAAAAGCAGGUCCUUUCUAAAAAGCUAGUAGCUUACUUGGAGGCUACCAGUACUUGUACGAAAGAUGAACCUAGGAUGGAGGCUCAGAAGCUUAGAUGUCAUGCGCAGCUGAAACUCAUCGGUAUUCAUGGGGGGGAGGGGUAA
This is a messenger RNA of Saccostrea cuccullata (small rock oyster), 1082 nucleotides long. Its product is annotated as elongation of very long chain fatty acids protein 4-like. The record is from RefSeq and is a predicted model, not a curated record. Gene Ontology annotation, biological process: fatty acid elongation, polyunsaturated fatty acid; very long-chain fatty acid biosynthetic process; fatty acid elongation, saturated fatty acid. Gene Ontology annotation, molecular function: fatty acid elongase activity. The transcript is spliced from 8 exons. Gene Ontology annotation, cellular component: endoplasmic reticulum membrane. Bases 147 to 1082 code for a protein of 311 amino acids. Lineage: Eukaryota; Metazoa; Mollusca; Bivalvia; Ostreida; Ostreidae.